CACCAGCCUAGAAAGGCCCCCCUCUCUGCCUCACCCGGAAGCGGAGAAGAAGAGCGAGCGCUGCUCGGCGGAACCUGAGGUGGGGGUAUAAAAUCGAGUCGCGCCCUUCCCCCUCCCCCCGCUCCUCUUCUUCUAGCCCGGCGGUGCUGUCGCAGGAGGCGGUCGAGUCCACCUGAGACUGCAGGGGUGGAGAGAGAGAAAAGAGAGAGAGGCACGGCGUCUUUUUUCUUCCCCGCCUUUUAAUAAGCCGCGCGCGAGUCUUGAGCAGCAUCCAUGGCAGCGGACAAAGGCGGAGAUCAGGGAGCAGAAAAACAUGAAGCAGCAGGCACAUCAUCUGGGAUUACUGAUCAAGAGAAGGAGCUCUCAAACAGUGCUCUGCAAGCAUUCAUGGCUGGCAACUAUGAAGCUUGUCUACAACACCUUAGCUGCUUGCAAGAAAUUAACAAGGAUGAUUACAAAAUAGUUUUGAACAUGGCAGUAGCAGAGUUCUGUAAAAGUAAUCAGACGACAACUGACAACUUGAAACAAACACUUAAUCAGCUGAAAAACCAGGUUCAUUCAGCUGUUGAGGAAAUGGAUGGAUUAGAUGAUGUUGAAAACAGCAUGCUUUACUACAAUCAGGCUGUUAUUUUGUACCAUCUUCGGCAGUAUACUGAAGCAAUAAUAGUUGGAGAGAAGCUUUAUCAAUUCAUAGAACCUUUUGAGGAGAGAUUUGCCCAGGCAGUGUGCUUCCUGCUUGUAGACUUGUACCUGCUGACUUGCCAAGCUGAAAAAGCCUUGCAUCUGCUUGCUGUAUUGGAAAAAAUGAUUCUACAAGGCGGCAACAACAAAAAUGGGAAAAAUGAGGCAGGUAAUAACACUAGUAAGGAAGCUUCCAAUCACAAAGCUGAAAGUGGAACCCUGACAGAAGCUGCUAAGUCUAAAAUACAUCAGUAUAAGGUGCGAGCCUAUAUUCAGAUGAAGUCUCUGAAAGCAUGCAAGAGGGAGAUAAAGUCUGUUAUGAACACAGCUGGAAAUUCUGCUCCUUCUCUCUUUCUGAAAAGCAAUUUUGAGUAUUUAAGAGGCAAUUAUCGGAAAGCAGUAAAGCUGCUGAACAGCUCAAACAUCGCAGAACAUCCGGGAUUUAUGAAAACAGGUGAAUGCUUACGGUGCAUGUUCUGGAAUAACCUUGGGUGCAUCCAUUUUGCUAUGGGGAAACACAACUUAGGAAUUUUCUAUUUCAAAAAGGCCUUGCAGGAGAAUGACAAUGCCUGUGCACAGCUUGGAACAGGUGGCUCCGACACAGGUAAAAAGUUCUCAGGACGACCAAUGUGCACCUUGUUGACUAACAAACGUUAUGAGUUGCUGUAUAACUGCGGCAUUCAGCUCUUGCACAUUGGGAGACCGCUAGCUGCUUUUGAAUGCCUGAUAGAAGCCGUCCAAGUUUAUCAUUCGAACCCUCGUCUCUGGUUGAGGAUAGCCGAAUGCUGUAUAGCUGCCAAUAAAGGAAGUUCAGAACAAGAAACAAAAGGACUUCCAAGCAAAAAGGGCAUUGUACAGUCCAUUGUAGGUCAAGGAUAUCAUCGUAAAAUAGUAUUGGCAUCCCAGUCUGUACAGAACAUUGUUUAUAAUGAUGGCCAGUCUUCAGCUAUUCCUGUAGCUAGUAUGGAGUUUGCAGCAAUUUGUCUAAGAAAUGCCUUGCUGCUGCUUCCUGAAGACCAGCAGGAGCCGAAGCAGGAAAAUGGAUCUAAAAUUGGCAACCAGUUGGGAGGGAAUAAUGAGAACAGCGAGAACAAUGAUGCUUGCAGUAGCAAAAGCCAUGAAGGAGACAAAUUUGUUCCUGCUCCACCAUCUUCUCCACUGAAGAAGCAAGAACUAGAAAAUUUAAGGUGUUCAAUACUUGCUUGCAGUGCUUAUGUGGCUCUGGCCCUGGGGGACAACCUUAUGGCUUUGAAUCACGCAGACAAACUUCUCCAGCAGCCCAAACUGUCAGGAUCCCUUAAGUUCCUUGGCCAUUUGUAUGCUGCAGAGGCUCUCAUCUCUCUAGACAGAAUCUCUGAUGCCAUUACUCACUUGAACCCGGAGAAUGUCACUGAUGUGUCCCUGGGGAUUUCUUCAAACGAGCAGGAUCAAGGAUCUGAGAAAGGAGAAAACGAAGCAAUGGAAUCCUCUGGCAAGCAAACCCCACAAUGUUACCCCAGUUCUGUCACAUCUGCACGGACCAUGAUGCUGUUCAACCUUGGAAGCUCCUACUGCUUGAGAAGCGAGUAUGACAAAGCGCGGAAGUGUCUGCACCAGGCUGCCUCACUGAUUCAUCCAAAAGAGAUUCCACCGGAGGCCAUCUUGCUGGCUGUAUACCUUGAACUUCAGAAUGGAAACACACAGCUGGCACUGCAGAUCAUCAAAAGAAACCAGCUUCUUCCUACAGUGAAAAUGCUCUCUGAGAUGAGGAAGAAGCCUGUGUUUCAGCCGACACACCUGGUCCAGCCUAUUCAGAUGCCUGCAUUCACCUCUGCUCAGAGAAAGUGAAGAAGCUGUGGUGAAAAUUGGCCCUUUGAGGGACCACUUGGAAAUUUUGUAAUUAUAUAUAUAUAUAUAACAUUUGUGGUACCUGCGUAUGAUGUACUGAAGUGUGUUGGUUUGAAUUUUUAAUUAAAACAAAAAAAAUCCCAAUCAUACUGUAGAUUCAUUUUAUCCCUUUCUCCAGCAUUCGUUCUGUGAAGGAGCCUGGCUCGGCACCUGUGAUGCUGUACAAUUAAAAGAUACAGAGCAAACAUACAGAUCUCAAAAGAUUUGGCUGCAUUACUUUUUCAUCUGCUUGGGAGGUAUGAAAUACACCUUUUCAUGCUUUUGCUGCAUACCUAAGUAGGUUUACCUUCUAUAUAUGGUAUGAGCCCACGCAGAUCAAGGUGUUAGCUCUGCUCUGUUAGCAUUUCCAUUGUUGCAUUCAAGAGGAUUAAGUUAUGGUAUGACCAAACUGUACCUGCAGCUAGCUGAAUACCCCACCACAUUGGUAUCUUUGCUGGUAAACACUUUUCAUCAUAGGAUCCAUGAAAAGCAUUUUAACUGGAAGAAAAACAUCAGUCCUUCAAGAGUAGGCUGUUAGCAAGAGGUAGCAAGUAAUAGGCUAACCUGCCUUCCAGCGCUGAGUCCGUAUGAAUUUCAGGAGUUAGAGGGCUGUUGUGAAGCUAACGCUAUCCUUGUUGGUUUUUGGUAUACAUGCAUUUGAAAGAGGGGUGGGGAGAAAUGGAAGACAAACCACAAUUGAAGUGAAACUCACAUUUAUUUGAUUAAACAAAAAUAAAAUAAACUGCAUAGAAACAUUUUAAAGUCCAGAGAGAGAAUGACUUUGUUUUAAGGCUGCCAGUAGCUUGAUACAUUGUCCCCUUGCUACAUCCUUCAGCCUUCUCCAUGGACCACAAAGAUACAUUCAGAAGCCUCCAUUAAAAACACGCAAGUUCUAACUUUAAUUUUUUUAGCCCAUUUAAACAAAGCUUGUGCCUCACCUGUUCUGUACUCUGCAACUUCAGAACACCAGCUGACCAAAUCUUAAAAAGAUACAGGGCAUCAGCUGAAGGAAGGAAAUAAUUGUCUCGACCAAAUCAAGCUAUACACAACACCCAUAUUUGUAUUGUGGGACUUUAGCUAGGCUGCUUACCUGGAAGUGGAGGUAAGAGCAGCAGAGGUCUCCAGCAGAGAUUUAUUAAAAAGCAACUGGCUCUAGGACAGGUGUACUUCCCUGCUCUCAUUUUGGGGGGGGGGGGUGUCGAAUCACAUGCAUCCAAAGCCACCUACAGUAUGUAAUAGCACCGGUGGUUUUUGCACCCGAAACAGGAGACUUUGAAAUUCAAAGGUAAAGCCUCCUUCUCGAGCUGAGAGUGAAAUCUCUAUCCUACGGACCCUGGGGUGCCCUUUAAAGGGACCAUAGGACUGUUCUAAAAUUAAAUUUCUUGCUUGAGUAACUUUGAUUCACAAAGAUCAAGUUGUACUAUACAGCCAAUGGAGGAAUUUAGUCUGCAGAGGGUGUUCCCCCCCCAAAAAAAAACUGAAUUUUUUUUAACAUGUUCUCUUUGGUCUUAGACCACCCACUUUGUGUUUAGGCAUAGGAAAAAACCCCGACAUGCUUUUUAUUUUUAUCAAGGACCAUUGCCUUAACUGUUUAGAAAUGUACCACCAUCUAAAUAGAUGCACAACAGGUUAGGCACAAGAGAUAUCACAUACAGUAAGAAAAGUCACCCCCCCCCCCACAAGCUUGGGUGACUUUGAGCACAUUAACUAUUUUUUAAAAAAUGUCUUAAGGGGAAGAGACUAAAACCAAGAAGCUCUCCCUGGGAAAGAAUCUACAUAGACUUGAGAAAUAUUUUGUAAUGCUACAAAAGAAUUUUUCUAGUUUGGCAGCUUAAAGAACGCCAUCUAUUCUACUACAUACACUUAACAUUCAGUCACCAAAGCUCUCUUGACAAAAGAGCUACAAACAAAAUUAAAAGGCAACCUGAGUUUGUACAUUGAUACAAUCAUUGAAGAGGUCUAAGACCAUGCAGGUACAACAAAGCUUUCUUUUUUUAAAAAAAUUCUUCCUGAAGAACCAUUACUGGUUAAACAAUUAUGGGGAAGGGGGGGAGAGACCAAAUGCCAUCCCAAUCUUACCAAGGUCAACAUAGCAUGAUUUCUAGUAGUGGUCUGUACCCACUGGAGUCAUUAUCCAAUUCUCAUAUCCCACUUAUAAGAAAGACAGGGGAAGAGGCAAAGAUUUAGGAGAUACGAUCACAGCAAUACAUUGUGUGCUUCUAUUCUAGCUUUGCUGUUAUGUGUGGAAAACAAUGGAAGAGACAGUCCAGUCUAUACUGCCUUUGAUGUGAGCAUCUUAACUCUGCCAGAAUGUCCUGUUCCAAAAAUUAACAGAAUAACCCACAAUCUCAUUCCCGUCCGUCACAUACAAUCAUUUUGAAAUGUAGGAGAUUAUUACUUCCUUUCAUAUAAUUCUCAAUGGAUAAUGAGUGUUUUCAUGGCAGGCACAAGAUUGUUUUCUAACAAACUAACCAGUAGAUAUGAGCAAACAGGGUUCUUUCCUCUAGCAGAGAGACCUGUAAUCACAAGAACUACACAAGACCCAAUUUACUGACCAGUCCACUGUGUCUUAAUACAGAGAUGGGGAGGGGAUGUGACUUUAAAAGACUGGUUCAUGGCGAAGGGUUAUUGGUUUGUUUGCCUGAGAUUUCCAAAGUGUCUCUUACACGUACUCUUACAGUGUGGCCAUGGGGGGGGGGGUUGGGCCACCCUGGUUUAAUGCUAUUUGUGGUCAAUCCCUUUUCUCCUCGUGGUGGAAAACCAUUUUCUUCUGUGACAUUCUGGUGCUACAUUUGAGGUAGAUACUGUGCUUAUUUCAUCAAAGUGAGGUAGAACUUUAAAUUCUACUUUUUUUAGGCAUCUUAGUACCACAGCAAACUGGGUUCUUGCUGGUUUCCUGAGGACUCAAGGACCAAAAACAGUGUUUGUCUAACGCAAGUACCAGUGUUAACUUUUUACACAGUCCAAACUGUGUGCAUGUCUAAACAUCUUUUCUUUUUAAUACCCUAUUACCUUUUGGCACCUUUGGAUAUACUUACAUAAAAAAACAACAAACCACACACACACACAAAACACAACUCCACACAAAAAAUGCUUUGGCACUUCUUAAUUUAAAUCAGAACUAAACAUAGGAAUCUCCUGAUCUUCAAAAGAAAUCUUGAGAUAUGGCUAAAAUCAAGCAGAGACCUCUCCUCUUUAAUAAAUUAAUAUUUGCUUAACUAACUAAAACAGGCCACACCAAUCACUUGCAAUGCCAUAAGGAAAUGCCCCCCUUGAUCCCAGAUCUCAUUAGGUUUAGGGAGAACAUAUUUUUUUAUAUAUUUUAGGUCUCCAUGGCAACCUCCACUUACACUAUUACUUUCAUGGUUUCCCCAAAUAAGUUAUACUUAACGGUAUCAAAGUUAGCCACCUGAAUUACUGCUGCUCAGCACCAUGACUUCCUACUGGGCUUUCAGCAACAACAAAGAAAGACUAUUUAGCAGAAUAUUUGAUUCGUAAAGCUUAAUCAGGAGCAUAGCGAUGAUUUGAUGGGGAAUGCAUUUGGGACGGAGGAGGGGGGAGUUACAAUUUAUAACAGCUCAAAUUCAAGUGUUUAGUGCACAAAAUUUAGAAAGCAUUUAAAAAACAUAUUUUGCCUAAACCAGAUUUAUUAGCUCAGAAGACUUAUACAAAGCACAUGUUUGUAGCUUGCAGCUUACGCACUUUUUGGUAGUCCUGCUUUGUACUUGAGUCCUGAGUUGCUGUAUAAAGCCCAUGAACAUGCAAAUAAAUGGAGUUUAAAUCCUGUCACUUACAUACCCAAUAAAAACCCAAACCCCUAAGGGGCAUUUUAUGUUGGCAUUAAAUGUUUCCUGUAUUAUUACACUACUUAGCUUCAUAGUAUUAUAAACACUCCUAUGUCAGAAGUACAUUAAUACUUUAGGUGAGAUAACAUGUGCUUAGCACUACACCAACUGCAGUUACUGACAGGAGUCACUCAGGGUAGCCAAACAGCAGCAUUUAAAAAAUAAAACAUUUUGAUAUGCAAGCUGAACAUGGUUUUUCAGAUGCUCCCGCCCACCCCGUUUUCUUUGUGCCAAACUGUGGAUAUCUAGAUCCACCAGUAGAAGUAGUGUAUUCAUGGAAGAACGACAGGCACCAUUUCUUUCCUACAAGUAAAGAGAUUUCUGGCUUCUCCAAGCUUGUGCAGCAAAUACAUACAAAAGUCACGAAGCUCAAAACACUAUUCCGCUACCUAACAGUUUUACACAGCAAAAUGGGAUGGCACAGCACAGAGAACUUUUACUCAACAAAAAAGUAGCUUAUUUUAAGAGAAGCCCAUCCAAAAGCAAAUAGGGUAACAUCAAUAGAAGGAAGACAAACACUUGCCUUACAGACACACACACACGGGAUUCUGCCAACUCUAAAAUUAAAGCUUUUUAACCAGUUUAUCUUUGGUAGCUAGAUCAGGAAGGCUAACCUUACUUCUCAACUUGAGUCCCAAGUAAAAUGCUCUAAUUUGCAAUGCCUUAGAACAUCAUGUUAAGCAUGAAAUCUCCAGAGACACUGCAUGGAACCAACACACCUCCAAUUUAGACAACAAUUUCUGAUGUAAUGUGAUGAGCAGUUGAAUGGCAGGUCUUCUAUUAAGAGCACACAGAUUACCUUUUCCAGAAGAAAACAUGGCAUUUUGGUGUACAGAGAGGGGGCAGAAAACCUUCCAAGCAGGAUGCAAGAGAUUCUCGAAGAGGUGGCACAAAAUAUACUGCUGUGGUUACAAUGCCACUGACAGAUGCCUCUAUCUCCACUAAACUAUGCUUUGCAACUAAACAGCUACUUAGUGUGUGGACAUCCUCAAACGUCACAUCACCAGGCCCACUACAAACUAGCGAGGGGAGGAAAUGAGAACCAAAGUGAAUUUCACUGCGACUGCAGAGAACUGUUUCCCACUUUAAACUAUAUCAGCUCUUUAAAAAAACAAUCCAGUAUCCUAACAGGCUUUGAUGCACUCUCUUCAUAGAUGCUGGCAUUGGCUAAAAGGAAAGGCAAUGUUUCGAACUAACCUGAUUAAACCUAUUAGAAACAUUAGCAUUCAGACGCUCACCAAUUCUACAUUAUUCCUGGACCAUCCAAAUUUGCUGGGGAAAGGUUUUCUGCAUUCUGUGGGCUGCGGUUCAAUGAAAAGACAAAACUCAAGCUUCCUGUUUCUAAAAGUUAGUUUCUAAGAAAAUACGCAAAGUGCAACUCACAACAGCUUUGUUAGUAUUGAAAUCCCUAGAAAAGUUUAAUUCUCCCCCCCCCCCAAAUAAUAGGCAUAUGGUAGAGCAUUC
Molecule: messenger RNA, 7856 nt
Organism: Zootoca vivipara (common lizard)
Lineage: Eukaryota; Metazoa; Chordata; Lepidosauria; Squamata; Lacertidae
Gene: CNOT10
Product: CCR4-NOT transcription complex subunit 10
Biological process (GO): mRNA catabolic process; negative regulation of translation
Cellular component (GO): CCR4-NOT complex
Molecular function (GO): protein binding
Source: RefSeq, a predicted model, not a curated record